Stegastes partitus (bicolor damselfish) is the source of this 3773-nucleotide messenger RNA. RefSeq names its product EGF-like repeats and discoidin I-like domains 3a (gene edil3a). Gene Ontology annotation, cellular component: plasma membrane. Bases 315 to 1625 code for a protein of 436 amino acids. The record is from RefSeq and is a predicted model, not a curated record. Lineage: Eukaryota; Metazoa; Chordata; Actinopteri; Pomacentridae. Gene Ontology annotation, molecular function: signaling receptor activity; calcium ion binding. The transcript has 10 exons.
ACUACAUCGCACCACUGCGGUAGCAGCGGGAACGCAGCAGCAGAGGAGUACCCGGCAGGCUCACUUCACUUGUUUCCUGCACGACACCAAAAAAAAUCAUCCAGGUGGCGAGUGUGUGUCUCUCUGCCCACUUCAUCGCAGAGGAGGACUUUACCUGACAGGACACAGCAACAGCUCCCAGGGCGAUUCUUUCCUGCAGCCCAGCGAGAGCGAAGCCCGGAGAACUUUUGGCUAUUGCCGAGUGAUUUUUUUUUAUUUAUUUUUUUAACCACAUCUCCAUAACCUUGGAAGUCAGACCUGAUUAUUGUGAGAGGAUGGGACCGCUGCUCCUUUCCAUCGCGCUGUGUCUAAGCGCCGCUGUCCCACAGCAUGCGAAAGCAGCAGAUGGUGAGGAACCAACUUCAGCAGGCCCUUGCCAUCCAAACCCUUGCCACAACAGAGGAACAUGUGAGAUCAGUGAGACCUACAGGGGCGAUACCUUCAUUGGAUAUGUGUGCAAGUGUCCACCGGGCUUUAGUGGAGUUCACUGCCAACACAAUAUUAACGAAUGUGAAAGGGACCCGUGUAAGAACGGGGGCAUCUGCACGGAUCUGGUGGCCAACUAUUCCUGCGAUUGCCCAGGAGAGUACAUGGGCAGGAACUGUCAAUACAAAUGCUCUGGACCACUGGGCAUGGAGGGUGGUAUAAUCUCCAACCAACAGAUAACAGCCUCCUCCACCCACCGCGCUCUGUUCGGCCUACAGAAGUGGUACCCGUACUUCGCACGCCUCAACAAGAAGGGCCUGGUCAAUGCUUGGACCGCUGCCGAAAAUGACAGAUGGCCGUGGAUCCAGAUAAACCUGCAGAGGAGAAUGAGGGUCACGGGCCUAAUUACCCAGGGUGCAAAGCGUAUCGGCAGCCCAGAGUACGUCAAGUCUUACAAAGUGGCCUACAGUGAUGACGGGAAGACCUGGAGAACAUACAAAGUCAAGGGCAAAGAUGAGGAUAUGAUUUUCAGAGGAAACGUCGAUAACAACGCUCCGUCGGCCAACUCCUUCACCCCUCCCAUCGAAGCCCAGUUCGUGCGCAUUUACCCCCAAGUCUGCAGGAGGCACUGCACCUUGCGCAUGGAGCUGCUCGGCUGUGAGCUGACGGGCUGCUCUGAACCACUGGGGAUGAAAUCAGGCCAUAUCCAGGACUAUCAGGUCAUGGCCUCGAGCAUCUUCAGGACACUCAACAUGGACAUGUUCACCUGGGAGCCCGGGAAGGCCCGUUUGGACAAACAAGGCAAGGUCAAUGCUUGGACAGCUGGACAUAGUGACCAGUCACAGUGGCUACAGGUGGAUUUGCUCGUGCCAACCAAGGUUACGGGGAUCAUCACCCAGGGCGCUAAAGACUUUGGUCAUGUCCAGUUUGUUGGUUCAUACAAACUGGCCUACAGUAACGAUGGAGAGCGGUGGAGUGUAUAUCAAGAUGAGAAACAGGGGAAGGAUAAGGUGUUCCAGGGGAACUUUGACAACGACACGCACAGAAAGAACGUGAUAGACCCGCCCAUCUACGCUCGGCUCGUCCGGAUCCUCCCCUGGUCAUGGUACGGCAGGAUCACUUUGCGCGUAGAAAUACUGGGAUGCACAGAGGAAGAGUGAAGUCCUUUACCUCCAUCUUUCUCGCCAUCAUCCCCCCCGUCCCUUGGCAUACUGGAGUAUCUCACGCAGUGCUUCAGAAACAAACUGUGCAACCUGUAAAAAGAAAUCAAUUUCCAAUGGAUUUUUCAAGAAUAAGUGUUUGGUUGUGGUGGGUUGCUGUUUGUUCUUUUGUACAAUGAUUUAAAAACCUGCCCCCCCCUCUCCCCUUUCCUUCCCCGUUCCACUUUUGUCUUUUCGUUUCCUAUUUAAAGCGUGAUCUUUGUCUUUUUAUUCUUCUCAAGAUUUGCCAUCCUGUUUGGAAUGAACUUCUAUAAUAUAUAUAUCGGAGGGGGUGGGAUUGGGGAGCGGAGUCAGAAAGGGGGUCUCACUGUGGUUUUACCUUGUUGCCAUGGAAGCUAUUGUACAGUGUCACUUUUUAACAAAGAUGUGAAAUCUGUCUGUCGUGCUUCAUUGGACAUGAUUAACCAACUUCAUCCCAUGACUAAACUGUCGAAAAUACCACGUAGAGAUGACAUUUUAUCACAUUAUCAAAUAUAUUUUUACUUUGAUUACUGCACCUCCUCAAGCCAUGCUUUUACUCUAAUGGACACUGGCAUUACUCCAUCAAAUCGAAACACUAUUAAUGCUCUUGUAUUAUAUGUAAAAGACUUAAGAAAUUGCAUGGUGCGUGAAUUAUAAAUGUAUAUUAUGACAAAUCAUUUAAAAUCUCCAGCCCUGAGAGCAAAUGGCUUUGAUUUAGGGACCUAUUUUUAUGUGCAUUUUUAAAUAGUUCUGAAACAUUACAACCCACUGCAAAAGCUUAUUAAAGAUGACUGAUAUGUGAGACAAUAAACAAGCACUGCAGUUGGAAGUGGUACUGCAGCACUGACACUGAGGCUUAUAGGCUCUAUCUAGUCCAAAUGUUUUAAAGCUCUCAUAAGGAGUUUCCUUUUUUUUUUAUUUUUAUGAUUAUUAUUAUUAUUUGUAACUAUUUGAUUAUCGCUAGACUUUUUCUAAGAUAUUUGGUAAUAUUGUUUGUGCUUGUUCUUUUUUUUGUAUUUAUUUAGAUUUUUUUAUUUUUUUGUCUCAGCUGUCAGACUCAUACAAUCUGUGUUUAAUGUCCUCGUGUUGUCUUGGAGAUCUCAGUUGAAUCAAUUAAAAAGCUCAGGAUAGAUGUCAGUCAUAAUAACCCACAAUGUGUAAUUUUAGGCCACCUAUAAAGAUUUUCUGUGUAAUAUUAUUAUUUAAAGAAAACAUCAGACGAGUGAAAGCAAUUAUUUAAAUCAUACAGUAUACAUUAUUCAAUUGCUGAAAGCGAUUUGAUGUAAUAAUUGAUAAACUUUAAGUAAUUUCUGUGGUUGCAGAAAAGAGCAAAUGUCCAAUAUUACUAAUAUAUAUAUAAUAUAUAUAUAUAUAAAUAUGUCAAACCUACAGUGAUGAUGAGCCAUGGUAACGGUACACAACUCUGGAUUAAAUAUGGGAAGUGUUUUCAUUUCAGGGUAAUCAGUCGUUAUUGUCAUACUGGAUUCAAAAUGUCUACUAAUGAAAUGUUAAAUGGCGUGUAGGUAUUUCCACAUGACGUGACAGCAGCUCUCUGCGUGUUGAAAUGAUGUUAUAAGAAACCUUGAGGUUACGGGGGAUAAAGAUGCUGUAAUGCCAAUCAGAGCCAAACGUCGUGUUCAUGCAGUUUUCACUGUAAUGUCGCUGCUGUUGGUUGCGCUAAAUGAACAGUGAUGCUCGACUGGUUAAAUAAAUGAAAGUAAACAAGGUCUGAGGUAUCGUAGCAGUGUUGAAACUUAUAGGCCAUUCCGCACGACUUAAAAAUAGGCCUGGAUUACUCUAGUGGUUUCCACUCUUGACUAGUUAUCCCAAAGCUCUUGAGUGCUAUAAUAAGACCUGAAAGGAGCCACGUUUUAUGCUUCACAUUUCACUUAAGACUUGUCAGCUUACAGUCCCUUAACAAACCAAUCAUUUCAUGGUUUUUUUUGGAAUACAAUUUAUUUGUCGUGAGAUUGCAGCACAGCCUGAAAGAGCAGGACAUUAACGGGAAAACAGUUUUAUUUAAAGCAUCAGCCUUUCUCACUAGUCUUGAUUGCCUGACAGGAUUGGACAUACAAGGGUGCCACUAUUAUUUUCAUCUCGUUUUAUAUUUAAUGAAUAAACAAAAAA